Messenger RNA from Hypoxylon trugodes, 1179 nucleotides. RefSeq lists its product as uncharacterized. The record is from RefSeq and is a predicted model, not a curated record. The coding region runs from base 281 to 1084 and encodes 267 amino acids. NCBI's taxonomy places the organism in Eukaryota, Fungi, Ascomycota, Sordariomycetes, Xylariales, Hypoxylaceae. The transcript has 4 exons.
AUCGGGUCGACCUUAGGAGUAAGAGCGCCGGGUUUCAACCACUCUCCGAUCCGCCCCAGGAAGCCGCGCGACCCCUCCUAAUCCUUCCGUCCCGCGUUCAAAACUUUCGCUCGGGAAUCCAUACGACGACAAGCAACACCCCCUGGAAGCCACACGUACGUAUAUCUUGGCCGCCCCGCAUAAUGCGUUGUUGACUGCACUGUCGCUGUCUCGCGACGUUUUGGCUCGUAUCUAAGCCGUUUAUUAUGAUGAUGCCGCAUACGUCAAAUUAUCGAUCACGAUGUCCACGAACGAAGAACCGGAUCUCUGUUCAGCCACACCGGCUCAUAAGGGGUUGUCGCGAGAACAAAGGCGAUGCCUUCGAUUAUGGAAACGAAGUCUCGUAUUUGAUGUGACGUCAACAUCACCGACGAACGACAAGUCCGCCAAAGUUGUUGGUCUCAUAGACGGUGGAUCGGAAUAUUGCCUGAUAUCGUCGGGCAUCAUAAAGAAAUUGGGAAUCACAAUGUACCCACUCAGCCCGGAGGAUCAGCCGACGCUCGAAGGAUACAAAGGCAAGAGCUUUAAGCCUGCCUGUUGGGCACAAGUUAAACUCAAGCAAUCAGACCUGUCUCUUGAGGCAUGGAUGACUGUUUAUGUGAUUCAGGAUCCUAAGGUCACCCUACUUCUAGGGUCUGUGUUCAACCAUGAAUAUGGUAUUGAAACGACGAUAUCGGAUGCCGUUAACAACACAAUCGAGCCCAGAGAUCGAGAUGAGCAACACAUGGCCAAGAACAUUGUCGCUGCUAUCAUAGACACUCGUUCUCAGAGCCAACAGAAAAAGGAAGAAGACGAAAAGAGGCAAGGAGCAAACAAGGAAACGAUCAAAGUAUACCAGGAGAUCGAAGACAUUAAACGCAACCUGCAGCUAGGAAGCGGAGCGGAGCUCACUAUGAGGAACAAAUCUUUUCUGCGAAACCCCCCAACGUCCUUGUCCGACAGUAGCACCGCAUCACCUAGCACGUCGAGCUGGUCGGCAUCUACGCUGCAAAGUACUGCGAAUACUUCGGUGCCAACGGAGAGCAGAGACGAAAAUAAGAAAUAAAUUUCGAAGAUCCAAUACCCCCCAGAAAAAUACGCGCUAGCACGUAUAAGGAAGCUAGCCCCUUUUUACUUCGCCUCUUUGGUUGCCCCUCCAAU